This is a messenger RNA of Zophobas morio, 1935 nucleotides long. RefSeq lists its product as uncharacterized. NCBI's taxonomy places the organism in Eukaryota, Metazoa, Arthropoda, Insecta, Coleoptera, Tenebrionidae. The record is from RefSeq and is a predicted model, not a curated record. Bases 1 to 1935 code for a protein of 644 amino acids. The transcript has 4 exons.
AUGAGCUACCAAGAACCAGGGGCCCCUGUCACCUACAGCAGGAUACUCCAGGUUAGUGGUACUUCUCAGUUAUUCUCGGUCCUUCGCGCAAAGUUAAGUCACGGCACCCCGCGUGCACAGGCUUAUUUUUGUAACAACAAAUUUCAAAACAUUAUUUCUAUGGAAAAAUUAACUACACAAGAACAAAAUAACGUUAAAGUGCGCGAUCAUAAUCACUUAACUGGAAUGUAUAGGGGUGCUGCACAUCAGAGUUGUAAUUUAAAUUAUAAAGAUAUUUGUGUUAUACCUGUGGUCCGCUUAUACGAACAAGAUAUUAAAGAUGAAGAUUAUUCUCACGCUAUCAAAGUUUGGAAUACUUUCAAUAUUCGUACAUUAGGAGAAUAUUCCGAUUUAUAUUUAAAAACAGAUGUGCUUCUUCUAUCCGACGUAUUCGAAGCAUUUCGAACUACGUGUUUAAAUACUUAUCAACUUGAUCCCUUACAUUAUUAUACUGCACCAGGCUUAACAUUUGAUGCCAUGUUAAAAACGACAAAAAUUAAACUAGAACUCUUAACGGAUAUAGAUAAAGUCCUUUUUGUCGAGAGAGGUAUUAGAGGUGGAGUUUCCCAGUGUUCUAAUAGAUACGGUAAAGCCAAUAAUAAGUACAUGAAUAAAGACGAAUAUGAUCCUUCACAAGAUAGUACCUAUUUAAUGUAUUUUGAUGUUAAUAACCUUUACGGAGCGGCAAUGUCUCAAUGUUUACCGUAUGGGAAAUUUGAAUUUGUAGAAAAUUUCAAUAUUUCAGAUAUCUUAGAUACUUCUGAUAAUUCCACAACUGGUUAUAUUAUUGAAUGCGAUUUGGAUUAUCCAGUAGAUUUGCAUGAAAUACAUAGCGAUUUACCUUUAGCUCCAGAGCACAUGAUACCUCCCAUUUCAAGGUCUAAACUUAAAAAGUUGUUAUUGACUUUAUAUCCUAAGAAAAAUUAUGUUAUACAUUAUAGGAAUUUAAAAAUGUAUAUAAAAUUUGGUAUGAAAAUAAAAUGUGUACAUCGUGUUCUUAAAUUCGAACAGUCUGCGUGGUUAAAGGAAUAUAUAGACUUAAAUACAAGGCUUAGACAGCAAGCGAAGAACGAUUUUGAAAAAGAUUUUUUUAAAUUAAUGAUUAAUGCUAUUUAUGGUAAAUGCAUGGAAAAUGUUCGAAAACAUAGGGAUAUUCGAUUGGUCAGUAAAUGGGAGGGACGAUGGGGAGUUCGUUCUCUUAUUUCUAAACCAAAUUUUCACAGUUCAGUUGUAUUUGAUGAUGAUUCAGCUAUCAUCGAAAUGAGUAAAUUAGAGGUGUUUUUAAAUAAACCAAUUUAUGUCGGUUUUUGUAUUUUAGAUAUUUCUAAAACUUUUCUCUAUGAAUUCCACUAUGGUUAUAUUAAGGAAACAUUUAACAAUAAUGCAAAGUUGCUUUACACCGACACUGACAGUCUAAUUUACGAAUUUCAUGUAGGUGAUAUAUACGAAUAUAUUAAGAAAGAUUCUCAUCGGUUUGAUACUUCGGACUAUGAUUUGUAUAAUGUUUAUGGUAUAGAACAAAAAAAUAAAAAAGUGCCAGGUUUGAUGAAAGAUGAAAAUAACGGUAAGAUUAUGUUAGAAUUUGUGGGUCUCAGAUCGAAAAUGUAUGCAUAUAGAGUUGCAAAGGAUGAUUUUAAUAAAAAAGUAGUUAAGAAAUCCAAAGGUAGUACGAAAGCUUCACUUAAAACAAUAACAUUCGAAAAUUAUAAAGAAUGCUUAUUUAAUAGCCGAAAUUACGAAAAGUCCCAAAAUCUCAUCAAAUCAAAACAUCAUAUUGUUUACACAAUAAAACAGGAGAAAAUAGUUCUCAGCCAUAAUGAUGAUAAGAGAAUUGUUACAAGAUUUGCAACGGAUACGCGACCUUGGGGAUAUCAUAUUUCGCCACCAGAAAUGUGA